UUUUUUUUUUUUGGAAGCAAUGUUUUCAACUUUAUGUAAAAGAUUAAAUUCAACAUUAAUAAGAGGCUCUACCUCUUCAAUUAUUAAGCAGCCCCUUCAAAAUAUUUCACGUCAAAUUCAAACCGCUGCAACAACUGAUUCACAAACAGCUAUUCAAAAACUUCGCGAUCAACUUCGCUAUUAUGCCAUUGCAGAGAUUGCAGGUCGACCUUAUUUGAUCACCAAGAAUGAUAAGGUUAUUGUUAAUCGCCUAAAGGAUGUUAAAGUUGGAGAUGUUUUAAAGUUAGAUAAAGUUAGUGAGAUUGGAUCAAAGGAUUAUACUUUAAAGGGGUCACCUUAUAUUCCCGAGUCAGUGUUUAACAUUAAUGCUACAGUUAUUGAACAUACAAAGAGUAAAAUGAUCCAAAUCCCGUAUGUUUUAACUCGAUUAUCACAUAUUUCAAAUAGUAUUUUAGAUAACCGUUCACUUCAACGUUUAAAGAAUAUUGUAUUUAUUUUGGUUUUAUUGAAUUAUUGGUUAAAAAUAUAUAACAAAGUCUUGAUUGGUGGUCCUAGAAGAGCAUUUAAAGAGUUUAAAGCUUAUAUUCUUGCACUUGUAUUUAAACAAUUGCGUCGUUUACCUUCUGUUCAGGAAAAGAUCAAUAAAGAACUUCAAACAACUUUAGCCAGUAUGGAACAUUCAUUAUUAGAAAAGGAAGCCGGCUGUGAAUCGCAUUUAACUUUACCUGCAAAGGGUUUAACAGAGGAGCAAGUUAUGGAACAAUUAAAAAAACUCCAGAAACUUAAGGCUGCAGAUUGGGCAGGAGGUAAAGUGUCUGGUUCUAUUUAUCAUGGUGGUGAAGACCUUACCAGAAUCCUUGCUGAAGCUUACAAAAUAUUUGCGGUUGCAAACCCUCUUCAUCCUGAAAUUUUUCCUGGCAUUCGACGUAUGGAAGCAGAAUCUGUUGCUAUGGUUUUAUCCAUGUAUAAUGCACCUGCUACAGGAUGUGGUACCAUGACAAGUGGAGGUACAGAAAGUAUUUUAAUGGCUUGCAAGACUUAUCGUGAUAUGUAUAAAGAUGUGAAGGGCAUCCACUAUCCUGAAAUGGUUGUACCAGAUACUAUUCAUGCUGCAUUUAUGAAAGCAGCUGGUUAUUUUAAGAUUAAAUUGAUUACAGUACCUAUUGACCCUGUUACACUCAAAGUAGAUAUCAAGAAAGUUGAACGAGCCAUUACAAAAAAUACAGUCAUGGUAAGUUAUUAUGGAUGCCUACUAAAUAUAGAAAAAAAAACAAUCGUGUUUAUUUUAUUUUAUUCCAAGAUUGCAGGUUCUGCUGUUAAUUUCCCUCAUGGUAUUGCAGAUGAUAUUGUUGCAUUAGGCAAAUUAGCCAAGAAAUAUAAUAUUGGUCUUCAUGUUGAUUGCUGUCUUGGUAGUUUUAUCAUGCCCUUCUUGGAAAAAGCAGGUUUCCCGACAACACCUUUUGACUUUAGAGUUGAAGGAGUUACAUCCAUCUCAUGUGAUACUCAUAAAUAUGGCUUUGCCGCUAAAGGUUCCUCUGUUAUCAUGUAUCGAUCUGCAGAGAUUAGAAAGUAUCAAUAUUUCCUUUAUUCACAAUGGACUGGAGGUAUUUAUGCCUCUCCUAGUAUCGCCGGUUCACGUCCAGGUGCUUUGAUUGCUGGUUGUUGGGCAGCUCUUAUGCACAUGGGUGAAGAUGGCUAUCUGAAAGCAUGUAAAGAUAUCAUUGGUGCUCGUCAAAUUAUGGAAGCUGGUGUUCGAUCCAUCCCACAACUUCAUGUCAAGGGUCAACCUAUUGGCCCCGUUCUUGCCUUUGGAGCUAAUGAGCCACUCAAUAUUUAUGAUGUUGGUGAUAAAAUGGCUGCUCGUGGUUGGAGUUUAAGUGCUCUUCAAAAUCCCUCAGGUCUUCAUGUCUCUGUUACCUUACCUUGGGUCCAAAGUGCAGAACUAUUCGUAAAAGAUCUUAAAGAGUGCGUACAAGGACUUGUAGAAGAUCCAUCAAGUGGCCAUGGAUCUACUGCUGCUAUCUAUGGUACAGCUGCCAGUGUUCCUGAUAAGACCAUUGUUGAUGAUGUAGCUGCAGGAUUUUUAGAUCUUUUAUAUAAGGCUUAAAAAAAAUGAAAAAAAAAAAGCUGUCCAUUAGCAUUUCAAUUACUAUCUAUUUAUUUUUAUUCUAUGUAUGUGUUAAAUGU
Molecule: messenger RNA, 2187 nt
Organism: Cokeromyces recurvatus
Lineage: Eukaryota; Fungi; Mucoromycota; Mucoromycetes; Mucorales; Mucoraceae
Product: sphingosine-1-phosphate lyase
Exons: 7
Coding region: 20-2107 (695 amino acids)
Biological process (GO): carboxylic acid metabolic process; sphingolipid catabolic process
Cellular component (GO): ribosome; endoplasmic reticulum
Molecular function (GO): sphinganine-1-phosphate aldolase activity; pyridoxal phosphate binding
Source: RefSeq, a predicted model, not a curated record